ACAUCGGCGCGCGCGCGCCGUGGUGGUGUUGGUGGUUGAUGUUGGUGGUUGAUGGUGGUGGUGGUUGAUGGUGGUGGCCGCACGGUCCUGGGAUUGAGAACGGCUCGUGCGCAUUUUUACAAGGGGUUGACUUCGGGGUUUGCAAGAACGCGAUGACCGUCUUCUCGUGGUAACUCCUACCCCGACUAAACCCGCACACUUUUCUCCGAAAUUAGUUUUGGGGGUGGUGGUGGUGGGGAGGAGGCACGCGGAGGAGCGGCUGUGCCGAGCAGCUGCUGCUGUUGUGGACAGCACCCAUCCCAUGCAGGUGCCGGUCAUCUUGCUGCACCCCGCUGCUGCUGUCGUCCACUCCAUCAUCAUCAUCAUCCUCUUCAUGUCUCGGCUGAAGUCCUAACCGGGGUCACCGACCCGAUAUUCCGCUGCGGUGAACUACCACGUGUCCAGGGAUGUGCGCAGGACAUCCCGGGCAGAGCGUGAACCUUCUGGAAGCUAACGGCGACUGGGAUAAAUAAAUCACUUUGAACGCGAAGGGAACACUCAAUGGAUAUACCGUAGUUGGUGGUGUUGGUGUUAUGGUCGUGUUGGUAACCGAUAAGAGAACCGGUGGCACGGGCUGGUCACGGUUAAAUCCAGCGCAGCAGCAGCGGCAGCAGCAGCGGCAGCUCCAGCUGGGAGUCCACCGCCUUCUGCUGUGCUGCGUCUCGUCCUGCAUCAUCAUCGUCACCGUCGCUCAGGCGACGCGCACGGGAGGAGGAGGCGGCGAUGGUGGAGACGGCGGUGGCAGCAGCAGCAGCGGUGGCGGCAGCAGCAGCAGCGGUGGCGGCAGUGGAGGCGGUGGUGAUGCGUGCCCCGCGCGCACCACGGACAAGGUCACGGGGCAGAGCUGCGAGAAGCGGUGGCGCUGGGCGUGCGUGCUGCCCCCUCCACCGCCGCACCCUCCACCCCCACCGCCUCGGUUUCGAAAGCCACCGCAAGUCGAUCCCGAGCCUACGCCAACAGAGCUGCCAAAGGCGUGGUGGCACGGCCUGGGCGUCGUCAUCCUGGUGGCGAGCGGCGUCUUCCUGGGCCUCGCGUGCGCGCUGCUGGCCUGCCGGCGACUCUGCUGGAGGAAGCCGCGCGUGACGGAGGAGAACGGGGGGCUCAGGAGGUCGGAGUACGCGCUCACCCCGCAGCACGACGGCUUGCCGGACACCCUCGCCACCUGUACUUGAGGCCGCCUACCUGCCCGUGGCCCGCACGUGAGCGGCGGCGGCGUGCCACCCGGCGAAUCGAGACGGAUGCCCACCGCCAGGUUCAACGCACCUGUGCCAUGGCUUGAGAGGUGGGGGGGGGGGGUAUUGUCAAGGAACUGUCCUUUGAAGAAGAGCUGCGAUUCUUCUUUGUAAUUUUUUUGCCCAGUUGUGAAUGAAGUUCGGAUUUAGACAAUGAAGCAAAGUGAGGCCUAAGUGAUCAUUGUCCCUUUGCCAACUGGGUACGGAUUAGUUCUGAAGUGUAACCAAGGGUGACUUUGAUUGCAACCCGAAAAACCAUCUUUAUAAAUGUGUGUACAAAUGUAAAUCUUGAAACCAACUGGCUAGCGGAUUUUCCUGAGCAUACCGACCAAUGUAAAUCGUUGCCAUAGCUAAAAUAGUGAUGUAAAAUAGUAACUCUAGGUGAAGAGUAAAAAAGAAAGUCUGUUUAAAAAUCUACUAAUUUACGUGUACUCUUAAGAUUUUAAUUAAUAUUUUGAAAUAUCAGUCUACUUGGUCUUUCUAUGGAAUUGUCAUUCUAGCAAUUAUGCAUAUAUGGGCAUGGAUUAGUGCCAAAGUAAGGCAUGCUGACAAAACGACAAACUAAAUUCUACAAGUUUAAAUAUAAGGGAUAAGUUAACAGCUGCCAGGAAAUGGAAAAUAUGUUGUUUAUUUUGUGUACUUAUUACUAAAUGUGUAACAUUGUUUGGUUUCACGUUGACUUGUGCUGCACUGUUUUGCGAUUGAGCAACACCACAAAGAAGGGGAAUUAACGAGAAGACAAACUGAAGUGGAUCGCCCACUGGGUCUCCGCAAGGAAUGGGAUUUGUAUCUUCAAACGUGUCAAGGGUUUUAUAUUUGUCACAUACAGACGCCCUUGUAGAUUUAUAUCUGUUGGAGGGAACUCGCUGUAAUGGAUAUAAUUCGUACAAUGUCUUAUAAACCCUUGACAAUAUGUGGAACAUAUGCUGAUUAGAGUUGCUAUUCGGAGGGAGCGAAGACGGGCCAGUUUAUAAGAUGCCUCGGUGAAAGAUUUAAAACACACGCCGGUUUUGGCUGAAUGAAGUGGGUCCCCUCUGGUCUCCAGAUGAAUUCCACAACCGUCCGCUCGAAUGUCUACAACGUGACAAGGCGGUGCUGCACCGUGUCCUGCAUUGCGGGGGAGGUUGGAGUUUCUGGAUGAAAACCAACAACAUUUUUCACAAUGACCCCAAAGUUCUGCGAUGUGUCCUUAGUUUUCCAGAGUGCGUUACAAUCCAUAAAAUAUGGUGAUAAUGGCUAAGGAAAGAAAACCCAGGGUAGAAAUUAGUUUGGUCUCGUCGUAGCCAUGGAGUUGACAGAAAAGACACGAUGGUGAUAAAGUUUUACAAUGAACAUUAUUUUUCAGUGCAGAAUGCUGUCGGGCGCAAAUAAUGUUGGGUCGCGGUUUCCAAGCUGUUCCUCAGCCUGGCAGGGAUUUGUUGUUGUUCUGUAAUAAAAUCGUCUGGAUUCAC
Molecule: messenger RNA, 2722 nt
Organism: Lethenteron reissneri (Far Eastern brook lamprey)
Lineage: Eukaryota; Metazoa; Chordata; Hyperoartia; Petromyzontiformes; Petromyzontidae
Product: protein FAM117B-like
Source: RefSeq, a predicted model, not a curated record